UUUUGCAAAAUUCUGUCCCUGCAAAUUCUACCUUAAGGCCAAAAUUCUGCCUUGCAAAUUCAAACUCUACCUUGCGAAUUUUUUAAAAUUUUUAAUUGAGCGGGGGUUCGAACCCAAAAUCAAGAGAUUUUUAGCGAAGGACAAAAGUUAAAGACCCCCAAUUUGAGGGGCAAAAAUUAAAUACCACCCCCAGCGAAGGCCAAUCCUGCAAAUUGCCCCCUAAAAUUCGUCCCUUAUCAUCACAGUGUGAAUAUUCUCGAUCUCUUCCGCUUUUGUCAUCCCUCAUAUAGUAUUCUCUCUGUCUCAAAUUAUUUGUCGUGGUUACUAUAAAUAGUUGUCUCAAAUUAUUUGUCGUUUUAGAGAUUCAAGGCACAAUUAAUUAACCUUUUCUCAUUUUAUCCUCUCAUUUUACCAUUAAUAGAAUUUUAUCAUUUAAUGAAUAUGACACAUAAUAAAGUAAAAAUUUAAUGGAGAGAGAUUAUAACUUAAACAUAAAUAAGGAUAAAGUUAAUAAAAUACCCCUCCUAAUUAAUACUACCUCCGGAUCAAAAAGAGUAUCCACUUAGCCUUUUUUUCUUUGGUUAAAAAGAGUGUUCACUUAACAAAUCAAGAAAGAAUUAACUUUAUUUUUUCAGAGAGAAUAUUUCUUAAGGGCAUAUAAACCAAAAUAACGACAAAUAAUUUGAGACAAAGGGAGUAUAAAAUAUAACCAGCCGCUUUACACUUGAUAUACUAUGCUAAGCCACUGCCUAUUUCUUCCAAGAGAGAGCAUAUAUAUGCCCUAAUGUCUUGUACGGAGAGUCUAGGAUUAGAGAACUUUGAUGUAGAUGAUGAUCAGAAUAUUGAAAAUCUAAAUGAUGGUAUAGGUGUUGAAUCAUCUACCUCCAUCACUAGUUGUAAAAGAACAAGUGUCGAGCAAAAAGAGAAGAUAUUUCCACCACCAUUAUCGUCGUUACUUAAAGAUGGAAAACCGAGUUUCUUCCUAGAGCCUAUUAGAAAAGAUGGAAGGUUAGAGCUUAAUGAGGUGAACAUUGAUCCAUCACAGACCCUCCUUACUUCCCGUAAAGGAGGACGGUUGAGAUUAAGUCUCAUUCCUGACCAAGAAGAAGAAGAGGAGAGGAUGAUGAUGAUACUGAUGAAGAUGAGGGAGAAGUCAUCAUGGAGGCAAUCGAAGUAAAUGACAAAGAAACAGUAAAUGAACAUGAUACAUCAAGAUAAAGAGCAGAAGCUCCCAGCAAAGAGUCCUGCCAUGAAGUGUUUCUUCUAUGUAAUAAAAAAAAAUAUCUAUGUAUCCUGUAAGUUUUCGUAUCAAUGAAAAGCCUGUUCUGGUAACAAAACAAAAAUAAAAAAUAAAAAAAAGUCCGGGCGCGGGGGAGGCAUGUGUAUCCAAGCACCGCUUGGUAGGGAAUUACUCCAUCCCUUUCAAUUUGUUUGUCUAAUUUUAACUUGACACGGUAUUUAAG
Messenger RNA from Lycium ferocissimum, 1463 nucleotides. RefSeq lists its product as uncharacterized. The record is from RefSeq and is a predicted model, not a curated record. The coding region runs from base 785 to 1177 and encodes 130 amino acids. Lineage: Eukaryota; Viridiplantae; Streptophyta; Magnoliopsida; Solanales; Solanaceae. The transcript has a single exon.